AUGAUAUCUUCUGAGCAAAACUUUCCUCCCCGUGCCCGGCGACAUUCACCAGAGUCGCCGGGCAGCGCAGACUCCGAGGAGAUUCCUGGUCAUUAUCCACGUGAACGGACCAGAUGGGCGCCUCCCGCACCCCCUGCACCUGGGGGAUAUCCUCAAAGCACAUCUUCUGGCCAUUCCUUUACGUAUCCUCAGGGUGUUCAUCCGUUCCCGCAUCAGAAUGGCCCUUCCUCCGAUCAGCUUGUCCAUAUUAACGGUCAACCAUUUAACGCUGGAUACCCCUACGGACCUCAGUAUCCUCACGGAGCUCCCAUACAUCCAUACUUUGCGCAAGACCAAGCGCACCCUCGACACCCUCCUCAUCAACCGCAAUCACGUAUGGAUCCUCACAAUCCCUCACAGCCACAAAUGCCACAUCCAAUGGCUCCUCAUGCACCCUCAGCCUACCCUGGCUCUCCCUACCUCCACGAGAUGAUUCAGUUCCCGUCCAAUUACUUUAACAACUUUCGACCUCCUUACCCUAUGUAUCCAGGAAUGGUGCCCCAGUCAUAUUUUCCAAAUUAUCCCCAACAAGUGCCAUCCCCAUCUCAACCCGAGCCCAAGUCACCACCGCCUCCAGCUCCUGCAGAAGAACCAAAGGAGGCCCCUAAAGACACUGCUCACGAGGACGCAAUCGCCCGACUCGAGAAGCUUAUCAUGGAUGAACGCACGGAGCGCGAAGAUAAGGAAAAGGCUCGGUUGGAGAGUAUACAGCGCGAGAAGGAUGCGGCAGCAGCUCUGGAGGAGCAGCUUGCACAUGACCGUAAGAUUACAACAGAAGCUGCUGCCCUGGCUCGAGCAGACGCAGAGGCAAAAGCAGCCGAAGACGCGGCCAAAGCCAAGGAAGAGGCAUCUGCUGCAGCUGCAGCUGCUGCAUCGGAGGCCGCCGCAGCAGCGACUGCAGCAGCAACGGCGGCAGCGGCAGCGGCGGUAACAGAGGCUGCAGCAGCAGCUUCCGCAGCUACUGAAGCUGCUGCCAGUAAGCCACCAGCGGAGAAGAAGAAGCCCAUCAAAUUCAAAGAUGCUGUUGGGAGAAAAUUCAGCUUUCCUUUUGAAUUAUGUUGUAACCUCAUCAAACAGGCCUUUCUACACAUCGACGUGAUCGGGCCUCAUGUUGCCGAGGGACACUAUGAUCUGGUGGGGCCAAAUGGCGAUAUCAUUCUUCCCCAGGUUUGGGAUACCGUUGUGGAGCCAGAUUGGUCAAUCACCAUGCACAUGUGGCCUAUUCCUGAGAAACCCAAGGAUCCUGAUCCUCCUCCUCCUCCGCCGGCUGAGGAACCUGCACCAGCUGCUCCUGUGAAGACCGCGGAGCCAAAGAAAGCUGCCACCAAGAAACCUGCACGCAAGCCUGCUGAGCCUCUAGCAUUUACUAAGUGGAUGAUUGGUAGCCGUCCUAGACCAAAACCUGCUCCAAAGAAGGCUGCUGAACCUGCCGCUAAGUGA
Molecule: messenger RNA, 1479 nt
Organism: Penicillium taxi
Lineage: Eukaryota; Fungi; Ascomycota; Eurotiomycetes; Eurotiales; Aspergillaceae
Exons: 3
Coding region: 1-1479 (492 amino acids)
Source: RefSeq, a predicted model, not a curated record